AAUAUGCUAUUGGAGUAAUGACCAAGUAUAUGACUUGGAGUAGUGGCCAAGUAUAAGACUUGGAGUAGUGGCCAAGUAUAUGACUUGGAGUAGUGGCCAAGUAUAAGAUACUUUCCUUUAUUAUUGCUUAGUCUUGCCUAUAUAAAGGCCUCCUAUGUUAUUCUAGGAUUUAGGCUUUUCUCUUCUAUUGUUAGCCUCUAUUUCUUUGUAUCUUAUUCUUCUAUUCAAUCAAUGGUUUCGUAUAUUUCUAUUAAUAUUAUCAUGGUAUCAGAGCCAAAUUAUUCGUCUGGUUGUUAGUCUUUUCUACUCCUCCUUUGAGUUUGUCCUCUCUAAUUCGUUGAUUUAAUUUGUUAGUAUUCUGUUGAUUUCUUUUUAAUAUGGCUGAAAUUCGAGAUGAUUCGCUUCAAGCAGUUAGUGUUCAGUUAGAUGGUAAAAAUUAUGCAUAUUGGAGUUAUGUGAUGAAAAAUUUCUUGAAGGGUAAACAAAAGUGGGGUUAUAUUUCGGGUGAUUUUGUCAAGCCUGAGGAUGGCACAACUGCUGAUUAUGUGUCUCUGUUAGAUAAGUGGGAAGUUGCUAAUUCCAAAAUUAUUACUUGGAUCAAUAAUUCUGUUAAGCAUUCGAUGGGUACCCAGUUAGCAAAAUAUGAGACAGCUAAGGAGGUUUGGGAUCAUCUAUCUAGACUGUACACACAGUCUAACUUUGCAAAACAAUAUCAGUUGGAGUCUGAUAUUCGUGCUCUGCAGCAGAAAAGCAUGAGUAUUCAGGAAUUUUAUGAUGCUAUGACAGAUUUGUGGGAUCAACUGGCUCUCACAGAAUCUGCUGAAUUACGAGGCUUUGGGCCUUAUAUUGCACGAAGAGAGGAGCAGAGAUUGGUACAGUUCUUAAUGGCUCUUCGUGAUGAGUUUGAAGGACUUCGUGGGUCCAUUCUGCAUCGUCAUAAGCUGCCUUCUGUUGAUUCUGUUGUUAGUGAACUUUUGGCUGAGGAAAUUCGUCUUAAGCCUUCUGUUGUAAAGGAAGUUUCUACGGUCUCUACUCCAUCAGUCUUCGCCAUGCCUCCACGACCAAACUUUUAUCCUCAAGUCAGGCCGUAUGGAACUGUUGCUCGUGAUGAAUGUAGUUUUUGUAAACAGAAAGGUCAUUGGAAAUCACAAUGUCCAAAGUUGGGUAAAGGAAAGCAGCAAUAUACUCAGCAACAACCCCAUCAGCAGUCUCAGCAGUGGAGUUACCGACCACCAGCUCCUCAUAAUGGACCUCCUCUUCUUCCUCGUCCUCACAAUGCAUUGACGACUUCUUCUUUAGAUCCAUCAAUGGUUGAGCAGUUUCAACAGUUCCUUGCAUCUCAGUCACAUGCCAUGGCAGCUUCAUCUCAAAUAGGUUUGUCAUCUAGUUCGUCAGGAUCCAAAGUCUCAGGAAGUGAUUGGGACCGGCCAUAGGAAAGGAGGACUUUAUAUAUUGGAUCAGCUCAAAACUCCUAAGAUUGCGGCUGCUGUUCCUAGUGUGGAUGUUUUGUCUUUUCGUUUGAGUUAGUCUUCUUCUGUGUUUUAUUUGUGGCAUUCUCGCCUUGGUCAUGUCUCUAGAUCUCGAUUACAAUUUUUAGCGUCUACAGGAGUUUUAGGAGAUUUAAAAACUCAUGAUAUUUCUGAUU
This is a messenger RNA of Mercurialis annua (annual mercury), 1645 nucleotides long. RefSeq lists its product as uncharacterized. Gene Ontology annotation, molecular function: nucleic acid binding; zinc ion binding. The coding region runs from base 378 to 1433 and encodes 351 amino acids. The transcript is spliced from 2 exons. NCBI's taxonomy places the organism in Eukaryota, Viridiplantae, Streptophyta, Magnoliopsida, Malpighiales, Euphorbiaceae. The record is from RefSeq and is a predicted model, not a curated record.